GUCUGACGUCACACACGGAACACACGUCCUGUAUCCCAGAAACUCUCGGAAUCAUGAGAAAAGAAUUUUUGGUUCUGCUGUGGCAUUGACACGAUGAGCAGUGAUGAAGAAACCAAAGCUGGUCGGGGUUCUGGUGCUGGUGGGCUGCCUGGUCACCUACUUGAUGGUUGUGAAGCAUCAUUACACCACGCUGAAGCCCGACACACACAGGCUGCCUCCGUACAGACCGCCCGCUCUCAUGAACCACAGCUUCCGUUACGGCAUCAUGUUUGAUGCUGGGAGUACUGGGACCAGAGUCCACAUCUUCAAGUUCCAGAUGGGACAUGACGAAGCUCCUAAACUGGUCCAGGAGACAUUCAGAGCCAUCAAACCAGGACUAUCUGCGUACGCUGAUGAUCCUGAUCAGUGUAAAUCGGGGAUUGUGGAGCUCUUGGAGGUAGCCAAAGGCAGCGUCCCCCAGUCCGUGUGGAGCAGCACGCCGGUGGUUCUGAAGGCCACAGCCGGCCUCCGCCUGCUGCCCGGAGAGAAGGCCCAACACCUGAUGGACCAGGUGCGGAGUUUGUUCCUGGUGUCUCCAUUCCUGUCGAGAGAGGACAGUGUGUCCAUCAUGGACGGGACUGAUGAAGGGAUUUCUGCCUGGAUCACUGUGAACUUCCUGACUGGAGGUCUUCACAGUGCUAACUCAAACACAGUUGGGGUGUUGGAUUUGGGAGGCGGGUCGACCCAGAUCACCUUCAGCCCUCAGGAUGAGAAAACCAUCCAGGUGUCUCCUGUGGACUACAUCAGGUCCUUCCAGAUGUUCAACAGCACGCACACCGUCUACACUCACAGUUAUCUGGGUCUGGGUCUGAUGUCGGCCCGGCUGGCUGUCCUCGGGGGCGUCCACGUCCCCUCACCAGAGGGCAGCACUGAGCUGAUCAGCCCUUGCCUUGCUCCAGGGUACUCGGGCAGCUGGGAGCACGCUGAUGUCGUCUACACUGUGAAGGGUCAGAAAGAAGGGCAGUCGGCGUACGAGGCGUGCCGCUCCAGAGUGCAGAAGGUUCUCCACGGUGAGGUGCUGAAGGUCCCCGAGGCAGCAGCUGGGGAGUUCUACGCCUUCUCCUUCUACUACGACAGAGCCGUGGACCUCGGCGUUAUCGAUGAGAAGGAAGGAGGAAGCAUUAAAGUGGACGACUACAUCAGUGCAGCUAAAAGAGUGUGUGGACGUUUGUCCGUCACUCCUCCUCAGAGUCCCUUCUUCUGUCUAGACCUGGUCUACAUCUCCGUCCUGCUGCAGGACCUCGGCUUCCCAGGAAACAAACAGUUCAAGUUGGUGAGAACCAUCGACCAGGUGGAGACCAGCUGGGCGUUGGGAGCAACUUUUCAUUACAUUGACUCUCUGAAGAGUUAAAAACAUUGACUGAGUGUUGACACUCCUGGAACAGCUAAAGUCCUAAAACUGGACACAAAGCAGAGAAAAUACUGCCCUCUGCUGGUUAGAAGGAUCAACAUGCCUGGAUAACUGCUGUGGGGUUUUUGUGUCUUUCUUGAUGAAGGUUUCUGUGUUUGUUUUUGA
This is a messenger RNA of Thalassophryne amazonica, 1555 nucleotides long. RefSeq names its product ectonucleoside triphosphate diphosphohydrolase 6 (gene entpd6). Gene Ontology annotation, cellular component: Golgi apparatus; membrane. The transcript is spliced from 14 exons. Gene Ontology annotation, molecular function: UDP phosphatase activity; GDP phosphatase activity. NCBI's taxonomy places the organism in Eukaryota, Metazoa, Chordata, Actinopteri, Batrachoidiformes, Batrachoididae. The record is from RefSeq and is a predicted model, not a curated record. Bases 104 to 1390 code for a protein of 428 amino acids. Gene Ontology annotation, biological process: nucleoside diphosphate catabolic process.